AUGUCUACCACAAAUGCCACUAUCGACACUAACACGGGCAACCACCCCGUGGAUCCCUAUAAGACCAAGAACUUUGAAGACCCGCCUCUGGCCCAGAAGAUCGAAGACCUGACCAACUUCAUCUCCGAAGUGAAGUUUGGUAUGUUGACAACGAAGCAGUCAGAGGGCGACUAUCUCGCUUCGCGAUGCAUGGCAUUGGCCGCAAAGGAGAACGGCGGUAUUGACCUCAUCUUCCACACAAACCUUUUCUCUGGCAAAACAAUGGACCUCACUGUGCAUCCACAAGAAACAAACAUGUCCUUCCUCGAUCCCGUGAGCGGAGCCUGGGCCUCCAUCUCAGGCACUGCAUCCGUGAUUGGCGACUCUGCUAUCGUGGAGAAGUAUUAUUCACCCGCACUCAAAGCGUGGAUCGGUGACAUGGGUGAUGGCGUGCACGAUGGUGGACCCACGGAUCCUCGGAUUGGUGUCAUUAAGCUUGAGGCUAAGCUAGCGACACACGUUGUUGCACACAAGGGCAUCCUUGGUCGUGCUGUCGAUACUGUCAAGGGUGCUGUGCAGGGCAACGUCCCUUCUUUCAACGGUAUUCGGGAAUUGAGUUUGCAGGAGUUGGCUGAGUGGCGCCGGACACAUAAGGAAUAA
Molecule: messenger RNA, 639 nt
Organism: Penicillium paradoxum
Lineage: Eukaryota; Fungi; Ascomycota; Eurotiomycetes; Eurotiales; Aspergillaceae
Product: blue light-inducible protein Bli-3
Exons: 3
Coding region: 1-639 (212 amino acids)
Source: RefSeq, a predicted model, not a curated record